UUGAAAACUCAGACAGCGUGGAUCUCGUUUUUUCUUUUUCAUUUCUCUCUCCGUCCUCCCACUUCCUUGGCUUCUUUAUUCAUUUUGACUCGUUUGCUCACAUGGCAGCUUACCUAAUUAACUACACAACCUCACGUCUCUCUCUCUUUCUCUGGAACAAACCAGUUCAUCAAACAUUUCGUUUUCAAUUUCAAUGUUUUUUGCUGCUCUGCUCUACAAUUCUUCCUCUAUUUAAGCUUGUAGCAACAUAGAUCUCCGUACUUGAAAUUCUUCGAAGCGAAAAUGAGAAGUUUUAGCUUCUUCCAGAAGGUUUCUAGAGCUUUCCACGAUUAUCCUUCGCUUUCGCAUCUAAUUGUCGUCUCCACUGUCAGUGGUGGGAGCCUUAUAGCUUAUUCAGAUGCAGCUUAUUCAGAUUCAAAUACACCUACUGGCCGCCAUGUGGUUGCUGCUGAUGAAGGUGAAACCAAGAAAAGGAAGGUUGUGGUGCUUGGAAGUGGCUGGGCUGGAACUAGUUUCUUGAGGAACUUAAACAGUCCUUCAUAUGAAGUUCAGGUUAUAUCACCUCGUAAUUACUUUGCAUUCACCCCUUUGCUGCCUAGUGUUACAUGUGGUACAGUGGAAGCUCGAAGCAUUGUUGAACCAAUUCGGAACAUUGUCAAGAAGAAAAAUGUUGAUGUUAGUUACUGGGAAGCUGAGUGUGUCAAGAUUGAUGAACAGAACAAGAAAGUUUAUUGUCAAUCUAAGCAAGGCAUGGAUUCGAAUGGGAAAAAAGAAUUUGCUGUGGACUAUGAUUAUCUUAUCAUUGCAAUUGGAGCUCAGUCUAACACAUUCAAUAUUCCUGGCGUGGAGGAGAAUUGCCAUUUCUUAAAGGAAGUUGAAGAUGCACAGGAAAUUCGUAGAACUGUUAUUGAUUCUUUUGAGAAGGCAAGCUUACCAGAACUAAGUGAUGACGAGAGAAAGAAGAUUCUUCAUUUCGUGGUUGUUGGGGGAGGCCCGACAGGCGUGGAGUUUGCUGCAGAGCUUCAUGAUUUUGUCAAUGAGGAUUUGGUUAACCUCUAUCCGAUGGUUAAGGAUUUAGCUAGGAUAACAAUUCUCGAGGCAGCUGAUCAUAUUUUGAGCAUGUUUGACAAAAGAAUCACAGAUUUUGCUGAACAGAAGUUCAAAAGAGAUGGUAUUGACGUGAAGUUAGGCUCCAUGGUGGUUAAGGUGACUGAUAAGGAAAUUUCUGCUAAAACGAAAGGAAAUGGGGAGCUAUCUUCUAUACCAUACGGAAUGAUUGUCUGGUCAACUGGUAUUGGAACCCGCCCAGUAAUUAAAGAUUUUAUGAAGCAAAUUGGUCAGGGGAGUAGACGGGUUUUAGCAACUGACGAAUGGCUACGAGUAGAAGGAACUGAUAGCAUUUAUGCACUUGGCGACUGUGCAACAAUUAACCAACGCAGAGUCAUGGAAGAUAUUUCCGCAAUAUUUAGCAAGGCAGACAAAGACAAGUCUGGAACACUCACGGUGAAAGAGUUUCAAGAAGUCAUUGAUGAUAUUUGUGAAAGAUACCCUCAAGUGGAGCUUUACUUGAAGAACAAGCCCAUGAGGGAUAUCACUGAUCUUUUAAAGGAAGCAAAAGGGGAUGUUGCAAAAGAAUCUAUUGAGUUGAACAUCGAAGAAUUUAAAUCAGCUCUUUCUCAAGUUGAUUAUGAGAUGAAGCAUCUUCCAGCCACAGCACAGGUUGCAGCUCAGCAAGGUGUCUACCUUGCUAGAUGUUUCAACCGAAUGGAGGAGUGUGAAAAAAAUCCGGAAGGUCCUUUAAGGUUCAGGGGAGAAGGUCGCCAUCGGUUUCAUCCCUUCAGGUACAAGCAUCUUGGACAAUUUGCUCCAUUAGGAGGAGAGCAAACAGCAGCGCAGCUUCCUGGAGAUUGGAUUUCGAUUGGCCGCAGUACGCAGUGGCUUUGGUAUUCUGUCUAUGCGAGCAAGCAAGUGAGCUGGCGCACAAGAGCAUUAGUGAUCUCAGAUUGGACAAGGCGUUUUAUCUUCGGGAGGGAUUCAAGUCGAAUUUGAGCCAAAUAAAGCCUUUACAGUGAGUUACACACCCAAUAUAGUUUACCUCCUUUUUUUAUUUUUGGAAAA
Messenger RNA from Carica papaya (papaya), 2118 nucleotides. Its product is annotated as external alternative NAD(P)H-ubiquinone oxidoreductase B2, mitochondrial. The record is from RefSeq and is a predicted model, not a curated record. Gene Ontology annotation, molecular function: calcium ion binding; NADH dehydrogenase activity. Lineage: Eukaryota; Viridiplantae; Streptophyta; Magnoliopsida; Brassicales; Caricaceae. Gene Ontology annotation, cellular component: mitochondrion.